Molecule: messenger RNA, 3063 nt
Organism: Myiozetetes cayanensis
Lineage: Eukaryota; Metazoa; Chordata; Aves; Passeriformes; Tyrannidae
Gene: PI4KB
Product: phosphatidylinositol 4-kinase beta
Exons: 12
Coding region: 212-2578 (788 amino acids)
Biological process (GO): phosphatidylinositol phosphate biosynthetic process; phosphatidylinositol-mediated signaling
Cellular component (GO): membrane; cytoplasm
Molecular function (GO): 1-phosphatidylinositol 4-kinase activity
Source: RefSeq, a predicted model, not a curated record
CCGGGCCUGGGAGGCUCCGAGCGGCCCUGCCUGGCCCCGCCGCGGCCCCUGCUCCGCUCCGCCGGCCCCGAUCGCACCCCUGCGACCCCUCCAACACCCCCACCCACGAGGAUGAGCCGCCCGCGCCGGGCCGUGCGUGGCGAUCCCCGAGCGGAGCCGCGCGCGAUGGGACCGCUCCAGCUCUGAGGCGUCCGGCCCCGGCAGCGCCACCAUGGGCGACUCGGCCGCGGGUCCGUGCCGGGCGCCGGGCCCGGAGCCGGCGGCGUCCGCCCAGGGCAACGGGGGGGCCUCGUCCCUGAGCGUCAUCAGCGAGGGCGUGGGCGAGCUGGCCCUCAUCGACGCCGAGGUGGCCCAGAAGGCCUGCGAGGAGGUGCUGGAGAAGGUGAAGCUGCUGCACGGCGGCGGCAGCACCGCCGGGGCCGUGCCCAACGGCGAGGGCCGUCCGGACGAGCCGCCCCGCGAGGAGGAGGAGGAGGAGGAGGGCGCCGAGGCGGCGGCCGCGGCCAACACGGUGAAGACGGCGCGGCGGCGGCAGAAGAACAACUCGGCCAAGCAGUCGUGGCUCCUGCGGCUCUUCGAGUCGAAGCUCUUCGACAUCUCCAUGGCCAUCUCCUACCUGUACAACUCCAAGGAGCCCGGCGUGCAGGCCUACAUCGGCAACCGGCUCUUCUGCUUCCGCCACGAGGACGUGGACUUCUACCUCCCGCAGCUGCUCAACAUGUACAUCCACAUGGACGAGGACGUGGGCGACGCCAUCAAGCCCUACAUCGUGCACCGCUGCCGCCAGAGCGUCGACUUCUCGCUGCAGUGCGCGCUGCUGCUCGGGGCCUACUCGUCCGACAUGCACAUCUCCACGCAGCGCCACUCGCGGGGCACCAAGCUGCGCCGCCUCAUCCUCUCCGACGAGCUCAAGCCGGCCGCCCGCAGGAGGAGGGAGCUGCCCCCGCCCCCUCCCCAGCUCCUGGGGCAGGCCCAGGACACGGGGCUGUCGCCCUCCAAGAGGACUCACCAGAGGUCCAAGUCGGACGCCACGGCCUCCAUCAGCCUGAGCAGCAACCUGAAGCGCACGGCCAGCAACCCCAAGGUGGAGAGCGACGACGAGGAAUUCUCCUCGAGCACGGAAAGUCUUGAUAAGGCUCCCCCAGUCCGCCUGGCCCCGGAGCGGGAGUUCAUCAAGUCGCUGAUCUCCAUCGGGAAGCGCCUGGCCACGCUGCCCACCAAGGAGCAGAAGACGCAGCGUUUGAUCUCGGAGCUGUCGCUGCUCAACCACAAACUGCCCGCCCGGGCCUGGCUGCCCACGGCCGGCUUCGAGCACCACGUGGUCAGGGUGCCCCACUCCCAGGCCGUGGUGCUCAACUCCAAGGACAAGGCUCCCUAUUUAAUCUACGUGGAAGUGCUUGAAUGUGACAAUUUCGACACAGCGAAUGUUCCCGCCCGGAUCCCGGAGAACCGGAUCCGGAGCACCCGCUCGGCCGAGAACCUGCCCGAGGUGGGCGUGGGCCACGAGCAGAGGGCAGGCAGCUUCAGCACCGUCCCCAACUACGACAACGACGACGAGGCCUGGUCCGUGGACGACAUCGUGGAGCUCCAGGUGGAGCUCCCCGAGGUGCACACCAACAGCUGUGACAACAUCUCCCAGUUUUCCGUGGACAGCAUCACGAGCCAGGAGAGCCGCGAGCCCGUGUUCAUCGCCGCGGGGGACAUCCGGAGGCGGCUGUCGGAGCAGCUGGCACACACCCCCACCUCCUUCCGCAGGGAUCCCGAGGAUCCGUCCGCCGUCGCCCUCAAGGAGCCCUGGCAGGAGAAAGUCAGGAGGAUCCGGGAAGGGUCUCCCUACGGACACCUCCCCUCCUGGAGGCUCCUCUCGGUCAUCGUCAAGUGCGGCGACGACCUCCGCCAGGAGCUCCUGGCCUUCCAGGUGCUCAAGCAGCUCCAGUCCAUCUGGGAGCAGGAGCGCGUGCCCCUCUGGAUCAAGCCCUACAAGAUCCUGGUGAUCUCGGCCGACAGCGGGAUGAUCGAGCCCGUGGUCAACGCCGUGUCCAUCCACCAGAUCAAGAAGCAGUCGCUGCUGUCGCUGCUGGAUUAUUUCCUGCAGGAGCACGGCAGCUACAACACCGAGUCCUUCCUGAGCGCCCAGAGGAACUUCGUGCAGAGCUGCGCCGGUUACUGCCUCGUGUGUUACCUCCUGCAGGUCAAGGACCGGCACAACGGGAACAUCCUGCUGGAUGCAGAGGGACACAUCAUCCACAUCGACUUCGGCUUCAUCCUCUCCAGCUCCCCCCGCAAUUUGGGCUUCGAGACCUCGGCCUUCAAACUCACCUCGGAGUUCGUGGAUGUGAGUGGGGGGUGGAGCCCCGUGGGGGGAGGGGUUUGGGAAGGGAAUUCCCACCCCAUUCCCGCUGUUCCUGCAGGUCAUGGGGGCCUGGACGGGGACAUGUUCAACUACUACAAGAUGCUGAUGCUGCAGGGCCUGAUCGCGGCCCGAAACACAUGGACAGGGUGGUGCAGAUCGUGGAGAUCAUGCAGCAAGGCUCGCAGCUGCCGUGUUUCCACGGCUCCUCCACCAUCCGGAACCUGAAGGAGCGCUUCCACAUGAACAUGACGGAGGAGCAGCUGCAGCUGCUGAUCGAGCAGAUGGUGGACGGCAGCAUGAGAUCCAUCACCACCAAGCUCUACGACGGCUUCCAGUACCUCACCAACGGCAUCAUGUGACGGCAUUCCCGGAAAAAAAACCCAUCGAACAUCCCAAAAAAAAAAAAAAAGAAAUACAACAAACCCCGCCCCUCCCCGCGGGCUCCGCCCCCACCCCCGGGAAGGAGAUCCCGCAGGAGGAGCUUCCAGGAGCAGCAGCGUCUUCCCUUCCCUCCUCUCUCUUCUCUUUCUCUCUCUCUCUUUUAUCCCGAGAGACUUUUCCAAGCAGGAACCGACCGAGGACACGCGGGAUAAAAAAAAAAACAAACAACAAACAAACAAAAAAAAACCAAGGUGGAGACAAAAAAACAAAAAAAGAAAAAAAAAAGGAAAAAAAAUCAACCAGGAGAAGCAGGAAAAAAAAAAACAAAA